Pseudo-nitzschia multistriata is the source of this 1774-nucleotide messenger RNA. The record is from the annotation of a GenBank genome assembly. Lineage: Eukaryota; Bacillariophyta; Bacillariophyceae; Bacillariales; Bacillariaceae.
GGUCCUACUUUCAAUCCGAUCAAGAGAACAUGACGAUGUCGUUGGUAUUGUGACCACAGCCUUGUAAACCUCGAUAACCUUCUUAGAAAACCAUACUAUCCGAUCCAUUCGAGUCAACAUAGAAAUACGAUUCAGCGUCCAUUGAUACGCGCACAGGUACAUUCAUURUGAUUCCGUCAAAAAUGAAAGAAACACAUCGUGGUCGCUGUCGCAACCUCCGGCAUCGACCACRACGGAUUCUACAGUCCGGCGUUGAUUCUGCAUGYACCACGCCAUUGCCGAUAAAAGUAUGGAUUGSCUCGAUUGCAAUGUUCGCAUUMGCAGCGACAGGCACCAGYAGGUUUUUUGCAUCGUCGUUUUCACCAAUGCCGAAUACGAAUGCUGCAAGUGUUCRAAAUGAUAUCAGCAACGACAAUGAGAAAUYACCAAAUACAAGAAGUCGUUGGGUGGCUGCGACGCCAACGCCAACAGGAGAUGCUAGGAUGACAAUACCGCUCAAUAUGGCGUCACCCUCGUCGAACUCGGAUCUCGGCGCACCUAUAUGUGUGUACCACCAAGUGGAUGUUCCGUCAAGCGAAACAAAUCCGGUGCCGCGCCAAGCAAUAUCUGUCGAAGAUCUAACCCCAACGCUCCAAGCGUUGCUGGAAGAAUCGGGAAUGAUGAACGGACUGUUGACUGUAAUCAGUCGCCAUACGACCACGAGCCUCACCAUCAAUGAGUGGGAAUCACGACUAGCAGACGACAUCUCAGAGACCUUGUUGAAAUUGGUUCCCCCCGACGAGCGGAGCAUCUCUCCRGCGUCCCAGAAAGACGUAACCUACAAACACAACGAUAUCGAUCUUCGUCCCUUUGGGGACUGCAGCGACGAAGAAAGCUACAAUAUUGAUAGCGAAGAAGCCAAUCGGUGCCGAGAAAACGGGUGGGACGUUGACGAUCCAGAUCAACUGCAAGCAUGGAGAGACCAGGAACCAAUCAACGCACACUCUCACCUGCUGAGCAUAUUGGCGGGGUCGGCUAGCGAGUCUAUACCAGUUGUAGAUGGGAAGAUGGUUUUGGGACAGUGGCAAAGCGUCUUGCUCUUGGAUUUGGAUGGACCUCGAGAUAGAACCGUGGGUGUGCAAUUGAUGGGAUACUCAUAAUUACUCCUAGUCCUUGUGAUUGAUCCCAAUGCUGCAGGAGUGGGCAGUCCAUAGCGAUAGACUAGGAAAAAAGUUCAACAGAAGGACGCCAUUAUUGUCUCUCAGUAGAUGCUUGAAAAUUAUAGCUACGCAAAAAAUGAUGAAGAAAGAAUAACAGAAUGUUGUCUCGCUAGAAUUUGAUUUGUGUGGGUGUGWUGUAUCAACCCAGUCUGUACUCUUUAUGCCGUACGUUCCCUAAAUGUCCACUUCGGACCAGUCGACAGAAUUGAAUAACUUUCAUUGUGAAAAAGAUUGAUAAUCGCAAACAAAAUACUACGAGUUUCAUAACAAUUGAAACCGGACUCCGCCAGAGAGCAAAAAGUAUUGAUAGGAAGUUUUAAACUUCAAUUUGAAGUUAUGAACUUUUGCUCGUACAUGAUGUACCAGGAGAGGGCCCGAAUGAAGAAUUUUCAGUUUUCGCGCGAUUGCGCACAAUUUUUUAACGGAGUUCCUUCAAAAUAAMGGUCAUUUCUUCAAUCGAAUGGUUCUUUAGGAUGGGGGUUAUCAAGGCCAUAUUCUUUGGAGUUUCCCAUCCAGUAGGAUUUUAUUAUCGGCGAAGUCAUUUUUAUUAAUGACUUAAUAAAAUUUUAUUAUUG